AGGUAUACUUUGCUUAGCAUUAUUUUUAAAUAUUGCCAAGCAUAACAUCCAUUCCAGCUUCCCACUUCAAGCCCCACUCCUGUGCCAGCACUAAGGUUGUAUUCUCCAGGAUCCAGAGCCUCACUUUGUAGUGGGGAGUUAGUGGAAUGAUUAAUCUCCAUGGCUUCCACUGCAAAUCCAUCUCACUUUGCCAAGUCUGCCAACGUGGCCAUAUUCACAUAUGGAGUCUUAUGUUAUGAAAGGAUGUACUAUAUACAAGCAAUCUAAAGAAAACAGUAAACACAGUUUUCCUGCAUACACAUUCUUAAUCACAAAAAUAGCUAGAUCCAAAUGCCUACAAGGUAACCCUACUUUUAACAAUCAUCCAAUCAUCAUGCACAACUCCCCUUGACAAUUCCCUUUGCCCAAAAGAAAUUCAUGCAAUUUGGUCAUUUGGCUUAAAUUGACUAAUUCAAUUGUGAUUCUGGAGCCAUGGGUUAUUUUGCUUGUGAUUGGGACUGAUUCAUUUAGAUAAGCGUUAUUUGGAGUUUUCUUAAUGAGAUAGACUCUGGUGGCAGCUUCCAGAAGCACAGAAAGAGAAAUAACCACCACUAGGAUCUCUUACACACUCAUCUCUGCUGCUUCUAUUCCAGACUUAAGCAUGACUUAAAAUCUGAGAACUGAAAAAGUCACUGCAGAAAGGUUGCAUGUGUGCUAUUCAAUUUAUUUGUUUAUGAUGUUUAAUGUUUAUCACCUGUCUACCAUCCCCAGAAUUUAAGCUCCUCUGGGUCAGGAAUCCUUUUUGUUCACAAAUGUAUGUCAACUACCUAGAACUGCGCCUGACACAAAGAAGGCUCUCAGUAUUUAUUGAAUGGUUGGAUUUAUCUCAAGUGCUUCAUCGUCCAUGUCUUUCUUCCCCAUGAGAAAAAAUGAGGAAACAGGUGCUCUCAGUGACUGAGAAAGGGUGAGGGCUCAGUCUGCAGAAUCGGAGCUGAGGCCCUGGACAGAUCCCCAACCUGAGGCUCCCUAAAGGUUUCAGGCGACGGUCUUGAAAUCCCACCCUCUGGGCGGGCUCUGGGCAGAGUGUGCCGUCUCUGAUUGGUCAGCAGACGUGAUGGGCAUGCGAAACAGCGAAGGAAGAACCGCGCCCUGAGCUUCCGGGAGCGGCGGUUGCAAGACUAGGAGAACCGUUGCGUUGGUGGUUGCCGGUGUUGUGCCUGGAAGGUUUGAGCAUGAGUAUGGCAGAAGGGGACACCCUGAUAUCGGUGGAUUAUGAAAUUUUUGGGAAGGUGCAAGGGGUAUUUUUCCGCAAGUAUACUCAGGCUGAGGGUAAAAAGCUGGGAUUGGUAGGCUGGGUCAAGAACACUGACCAGGGCACCGUGCAAGGACAACUGCAAGGUCCCAUCUCCAAAGUACGUCAUAUGCAGGAAUGGCUGGAGACAAAAGGAAGUCCCAAAUCACACAUCGAGAGAGCAAACUUCAACAGUGAGAAAGCCAUCUUAAAGUUGGAUUACUCAGAUUUCCAAAUUGUGAAAUAAUGACCUGAAUUUAAAUUUUCCAAGAUAAACUCAGUGGUUUUGUUUUUAUUGUUAAUAGAGAUAGACUUAUUCUAUAAUAUGUGUUCAAUAUUAGAAUUUGUCAGUGUUAUUUUAUUAUCAUAUACUUGAAUAUUACUGUGUAUUAUAUGUAUGAUAGAAGGAUUACAACUGUACACAAUUCUAAUUAAUAAAAACACAUUAGAACCUUC
Hipposideros armiger (great roundleaf bat) is the source of this 1726-nucleotide messenger RNA. It is a transcript of the gene ACYP1, whose product is annotated as acylphosphatase 1. Lineage: Eukaryota; Metazoa; Chordata; Mammalia; Chiroptera; Hipposideridae. Gene Ontology annotation, molecular function: acylphosphatase activity. The coding region runs from base 1212 to 1517 and encodes 101 amino acids. The record is from RefSeq and is a predicted model, not a curated record. The transcript has 3 exons.